CCUUCUGCGCCUUUUGGAUAGCUACCUUUUCGUGCGCGCCAGCCCGUCCGGAUCCCACACAUGUCAUCUUCAGUCCGGUCCAGCAGAAAGCUGCUCUGCAUGUGAAUAUGCCUGGCUCAUGGGGCUCACGGUAGCGUUCAUCCAGGGGCCAAACGCAGCGGGAUCUCCAGCUGAACGGGAGCCGAUUCUCUGCGCGUCUCUGCGUAAUGGAUUUAUUGCUGCUGCUGUAAAAAGUUGGAUUUGGUGAAGAAACCCGUGGCUCCGUGGACAAUGAGCAGAGCAGGAAGGCGUUUCUAGGAAGGAUUCACACACUGAGUGGAGAUGCACAGAGCGUGGAUACUCUUCUUUCUAAUAGAAGAAGGUUUGGCUCUGGCACAGAGAACUAAAGAUUCCCUGAGCGAGUCUGGCAUCCAGAGCACUAAUAACCAAAACGACUGCGGCACAUGGGUGCGCAACAUCAAUGGCGGGGUGUUCAUGUCACCCAACUACCCCAACACCUACCCACCCAACAAGGAGUGUGUUUACAUCCUGGAAGCUCUCCCCAGACAAAGGAUCCAGCUGGCUUUUGAUAAGAAUUACUACAUCGAGCCAUCGUUCGAGUGUCGCUUUGAUCACAUCGAAAUACGCGAUGGGCCGUUUGGGUUCUCGCCGCUCAUCGAUCGCUUCUGCGGAGGGAAAAAUCCCGGUCUUGUUACCUCCACGGGACGCUUCAUGUGGAUCAAGUUCACCAGCGACGAGGAGCUGGAAGGCCUCGGCUUCCGCAUUAAGUACACCUUUGUUGCAGAUCCUGAUUUCCAUCUGCACGUGGGUGGGCUGCUAAACCCAAUCCCAGACUGCCAGUUUGAAGUUGGAGGAUGGGAUGGGAUUAUUCGCUCCAGUCAGGUGGAAGAGGAAGACCGAGUGAAGCCUGGUGAUGCUCUGGACUGCAUCUGGACCAUCAAGGCUCCGCCUAAGUCUAAGAUCUACCUGCGCUUCAUAGACUACCAGAUGGAGCACUCCAACGAGUGCAAGAAGAACUUUGUGGCUGUGUACGACGGCAGCAGUGCCAUUGAGAACCUUAAGGCCAAGUUCUGCAGCACGGUAGCCAACGACUUGAUGCUGGAUAAUGGAGUGGGGGUCGUGCGAAUGUGGGCAGAUGAGAAAAGCCGGCUCAGUCGCUUCCGCAUGCUCUUCACCUCUUACGUUGAUCCUCCUUGUACAGCCAGCACAUUCUUCUGCCACAGCAACAUGUGCAUUAACAACUCCCUGGUGUGCAAUGGGAUUCAAAACUGUGUCUAUCCGUGGGAUGAAAACCACUGCAAAGAGACACAAUCUAAGGGGCUUUUCCACCAGAUCACUAAGACCCACGGGACUGUUAUUGGAGUUUCAUCAGGCAUAGUUCUUGUUCUUCUUAUCAUUUCCAUCCUGGUCCAGAUGAAGCAGCCAAGAAAGAAGGUUGUGGCUCGGCGGCCUGGUGUCUUCAACAAGGCUGGGUUCCAGGAGGUCUUUGACCCACCCCAUUACGAGCUCUUUUCUCUCCGUGACAAGGAGAUGUCCUCAGACUUAGCUGACCUCUCUGAAGAGUUGGACAGCUUCCACAAGCUGCGGCGCUCCUCCACCAUGUCCCGCUGUGUCCACGAGCACCACUGUGGUUCACAGGCCUCUGUGGCAACUGGAGGUGGCAGCAUGAAGCACAGCCGAACCACCCUGAGCUCCAUGGAGCUGUCCUACCACAACGACUUCUCCAAGCCCCCUCCUAUGAAGACCUUCAACUCGACCUCCGCCUACAAGAAGAGCUGCUAUGGCUACAAGCAGCAUGCACAGACUCAUGACUGCGACCAGCAGGUCAUUGAGGACCGCGUCGCAGAGGAGAUCCCGUGUGAGAUUUAUGGGCGUGGUGCUGUGGGAAUAGUAGGAGGAGCAACGGGUGGAGGCGCAAUGGGAGGAGGAUGUGCAUCCGGGAUUGCCGGAGGAGGGAUCGGAGGAGCAGUGGGGAUUACAGGAGGAGUGUCCAUGGGUGGGGGGAUGGGCAUUACAGGAGGAGUUAGUAUGGCAGGGCCCAGUGGCAUCGCUGGAGGUAUUGGAGGUGGGAUGGCGGGAGCCUGUGGAACCCUCAGCAUCCGCGGCACCAGUGCUCGCAACAGCGCCACCAUAGUCGACCCACAGCAGCGCUCCAUAUCCAUGGACUUCUGAAUAAACAGGAAGAGAGGACAUGUGAGCCGACCUGGCAUUUCACCACACCGAACAAGGGCCACCCCUGCUUCCUUUCAUACCACUAGUUCUGUUUGCGGUGUUCUGGGUCGACACUCGAAGACCUCACUAAUGCUCGCGUGGAAGCUGUGGACAAACUAAACUGACAUGUACAAAAGCAGAGAAGAAGAUCAGUGACUAUCUCUGUGAAACUGAGCUUUAGGGUGAAGGACUGGUGCAGACGUCGUUCCUCUCUGCUGGUCUGGAACUCUCAUUUCAUCAGAGACAUGCUGGAGAAUGUUCUCACGCGUAGAACCACAUGACGGUCUAGACAAGUCAGAAUACAUAGCUGCAGAGGGAGUUUUACAUUUAUUUACCUGCCACGCACAAAUAUACGAAAUAUGACCUAGAGUGCAUCUUCUAAUAAUUUAUUUGGGUCUUUUCCCGUCAGUGUCCUGUACUAUUAAAACCAGUAUAUAUCCAGCCUCGUGGUGAUGCUUGGCUUUUAACUCUUUAGGUUUUUUAAAUGAUUAUUUUGGCUGAAAUGAUUUAUGAAGGUAGCAUAACAAUGACACGUGUUGAUGAGAAAGACAAGGAAGUUGGUUUUUUUUAAAACUGGUAAGUGAAAUGCAUUAAUAAUGAUGAUGUGCUAGUAAUAAAACUGUAGUUUUCAUGGUUACCUCACUCAAACAGGAGACACACUUCACUCUCUCCUCAGGAUGAGCACACACAGAGACUCUUAUUUUGCUAAAGGAAAUUUAAAAAUAAAGCUUCUCUGUUAGUUUUGUAAUGUCUGAGGACUCGGGUCAUGUGUGGAACAUGAAGAGUUUGGUUUUCAGACCUGGACUAAACAGAGACAGCAGCCAUCCCACUCCCAACCUCAACACCCUGAAGAGGAGGAAAUGUCAUUUUUCUACUUCCCUUCGACCCGAGUGUGUAAUACAAGCACAACCUGUUUCCCAAAGUGACACAUGUAGCCUGUAUUAGACUCCUUUAUGUUUUUAACCACUGGUUGUAUAAUUUCAGUCUGUUUAAUUAAAAAAGUGCUUACUCACA
Molecule: messenger RNA, 3225 nt
Organism: Nothobranchius furzeri (turquoise killifish)
Lineage: Eukaryota; Metazoa; Chordata; Actinopteri; Cyprinodontiformes; Nothobranchiidae
Product: neuropilin and tolloid-like protein 2
Cellular component (GO): postsynaptic density
Molecular function (GO): ionotropic glutamate receptor binding
Source: RefSeq, a predicted model, not a curated record